Klebsormidium nitens is the source of this 2090-nucleotide messenger RNA. The record is from the annotation of a GenBank genome assembly. Lineage: Eukaryota; Viridiplantae; Streptophyta; Klebsormidiophyceae; Klebsormidiales; Klebsormidiaceae.
AUCACAGCAAGAGGCAAGCCAAGAAAUGCGCACGGGUGCAUUAUGCAACCACGAGAAGCCUCUCCGGCUCCUGAGUCCUUUGUUGCCUUCUGCAGAGGAGCUUGCAUUGAAUCAUGAUUUAGACAGAGCUCGCCCGCACAAGAGAGGGCCAAAGACGGACUCUCUGACUCUCGCAAAGGACAUUCGCCAUGGAGCUUCUGCAGCAGUACCUGGAAGCAUCGCACCACUUUGUCUCAGCCCAAAGCGUGACUGUUCUGAUCGGGCUUUUAACAAUUCUGCUCUUCUCCGUCCGCAUAUUUGUUCCUACAAAGGCGGCCCGCGCGCUCCGCAAGGUUCCUGGGCCGCCUUCUUAUCCUAUUGUAGGAAACCUGGUUGAGCUCUUCAGCAAAGGGUAUCAUGAAUGCCACAAGGAAUGGUUGAGGACUUAUGGCUCAAUGUAUAAGUAUGUGAUGGGGGACACGUUGCUGGUUGUGUCAGACCCUGAUAUUGUGCAGCAGGUGGGGGUGCGGAUGUUCAAGACGUUCCACGACCGGCCGAUGCCAGGUUUUGUGGAUGAGGAGCGUGCCGGGAAGGCGCUCGUCUUUAGCAAGGGCCAAUACUGGACGGGCGUGCGCAACGCAGUGCUCCCCCUUUUUCACACCGCAAAGCUGCAGCACUUUGGCCGUACCAUGCACGAAUGCGCGGAGCAAUUGGUGGCGCGACUCGAGAAAGCGGCUGCAAACGAGGAGCAAGUCAACUUGCUGGAGUGGGCGGGGGCGAUGACCAUGGACGUGUUGGGGUCUUCUGCCUUUGGGGUUACUUUCAACAGUCAGGUCGGCGAAAAGACCGACGGCCUUACCCUGACAAAAGCCGUGAGCGAAAACCUCAACAACAUCGCGAAAUUGCGCAUCAGUACUCUCCUGGCGAUCCUCUUCCCUCCCCUCCGGAAGCCCGCGCAAUGGAUGAUGUUACGGAUCCCUGGGUCGGCCGAUUACGUCCAUAGGCAACGGACCGCGUAUAUACUGCGGGAGAGCCAGAAGAUCAUCGAGGCGCGACGGAAAGUGAGAGAGAGGCUGACGUGGCGGCUUCUGAGGUUGCUGACGUGUCCCGUGCAGGAGGCUGACGUGGCAGAGACCCGGCACGACUUCCUGAGCAUGCUGACGCAAGCCCGGAACAAGACGACAGGGGAGCCGCUUUCGGACAAGGCGAUCCUUGCGCUCGUGUUUGAAUUCCUCAGCGCGGGGACGGAUACGACCGCAAAUACGCUCAGUUUCGCCGUGUUCUGUUUGACCAACAACCCGGCCGCCGAGCAAAAGAUGUGCCGCGAGAUCCGCGAGUUUUACGAGAAGCUCGAGAAGGAAGGAGUGGCGGAUAGCGAGUUCCGCCCGACGUACGACGAACUCGCCCAGUUUCCGUACGUCGAGCAGGUUGUCCAGGAGACGUUACGGCUCUUCCCCACGGGAGCCGUCAUUUCGCGGCAGGCCUCCCAGGAUUGCCACGUGGCGGGCAUCCACCUACCCAAGGGCGUCAAUGUCUUGAUUCCGGUCUACGCCAUGCACCACAACCCGGAAGUUUGUCCCGACCCAGACGCGUUCCGCCCGGAGCGCUUCGAUCCGGCGGAAGUCGCAGGAAGGCACCCGUACGCCUUCAUCCCGUUCGGGCUCGGUCCACGAAUGUGCAUUGGGCACCGCUUCGCGAUGGAGGAAGCAAAGCUCGCGCUCAUUCGGCUUUACAAGAGACUCACCUUUACGGUAAUUAACGAGAAAAUCUUGCGGCCCGACGGAAAGUUAGAUCUUCAAGUAGGGAUUGUGCUGAAACCAAGGAACGGCAUGUGGGUUGUGCCGCAAGUACAGAGUAAGUGAAGCUGCCGCCCUCGGGUUGCGCCGUUAUACUCUUUGAAUCAUAGUAGGGUGUAUAUUGAGGACAUCUGCGGUCGUUCGAGAACCGGGUGCUAUGCAUGUAUUGUACCAAGAUAGAUAGACCAGUUGCUCGAGAUUUGUACCAUCCUUUGAAUCCAGAUGGGACCAAUGGACUGGCAGACAGUCGGACGUAUUUGUUCUUGAAUUCUUCUUGAGAAGUGAAAGAGGCUGUGACAUGGUCGGCCGCAUCGG